AUGCGCCAAGUCUGGACUCCUGAGGAGGACCGACUCCUCGCCGAGGCGGUGGCUAAGGGUAAUCUUAAAUCUGACCAGCUAUCAGAAACACCAAACCAAGGGCCCGUCAGCUGGCACAAAGUGGCCUCGCAUCUCCCCGGGCGCAACAACAAAGACUGCCGCAAGCGGUGGCAUUACAGCAUCGCCAACACGAUACGCAAGGGCACUUGGAUGCGUGAGGAAGACGAGAGGCUUCGGGAAGCCGUGGAACUGUACGGUGCACGAUGGAGCAAGAUUGCCGAAGCUGUUGGCACGCGCAACGGUGACCAGUGCUGGAAGCGUUGGUACGACUGUCUCGACCCUCGCAUUGACAAGAGUCCAUGGACAGCAGAGGAGGACGCUAAGCUCCUGGCACUUGUCUCCCAGUACGGACGAAAUUGGUCCGACAUCGUACACCGACACUUCCCAAAUCGCACCUCCCUUGCCGCCAAGAACAGAUACAGCAUUCUCCGACGAAAGCAAGAGGGCUCUUGUUCA
Messenger RNA from Parathielavia appendiculata, 516 nucleotides. RefSeq lists its product as uncharacterized. Lineage: Eukaryota; Fungi; Ascomycota; Sordariomycetes; Sordariales; Chaetomiaceae. The transcript is spliced from 4 exons. The annotation marks the transcript as partial. Gene Ontology annotation, biological process: mitotic cell cycle; positive regulation of transcription by RNA polymerase II. The record is from RefSeq and is a predicted model, not a curated record.